Messenger RNA from Labeo rohita (rohu), 2432 nucleotides. It is a transcript of the gene rab18a, whose product is annotated as RAB18A, member RAS oncogene family. The coding region runs from base 131 to 748 and encodes 205 amino acids. Gene Ontology annotation, molecular function: GTPase activity; GTP binding. NCBI's taxonomy places the organism in Eukaryota, Metazoa, Chordata, Actinopteri, Cypriniformes, Cyprinidae. The transcript is spliced from 7 exons. The record is from RefSeq and is a predicted model, not a curated record.
ACCACCAUCAUAAGAUUUUACCGAAGAAGAGAGAAACGUUUGGCCCUCGAGUAAUACUUUUGCUUUUCCAUUAUAUAUAUUUUAUUUAUAUCGACAGUAUUUUUGCUCAUAGUGGCAUUUUUCGGAAAAGAUGAAUGAGGAUAUUUUGACCACUCUGAAAAUACUCAUCAUCGGAGAAAGUGGAGUGGGCAAAUCCAGUCUUCUUUUGAGAUUUACAGAUGAUACGUUUGAUCCAGAAAUCGGUGCAACAAUUGGUGUAGAUUUUAAGGUGAAAACCUUGGCUGUGGAUGGAAACAAAGCAAAGCUAGCAAUCUGGGAUACAGCAGGUCAGGAACGUUUUCGAACUUUAACACCGAGUUACUACAGAGGAGCUCAGGGUGUUAUCCUGGUGUAUGAUGUGACUAGGCGAGAGACGUUUGCUAAGCUGGAUAACUGGUUGAAUGAGCUGGACACGUACUGUACGAGAAAUGAUCUUGUCAAAAUGCUGGUGGGAAACAAAAUCGAUAAGGAGGACCGUGAGCUAGAGCGAGAAGAGGGUCUGAAGUUUGCGAGAAAACAUUCCAUGCUUUUCAUAGAGGCCAGUGCUAAGACGAGAGACGGUGUUCAGUGUGCAUUUGAAGAGCUGGUGGAGAAAAUCCUGCAGACUCCAGGCUUGUGGGAGAGCGUGCACAAAACAAGAGGAGUUGCCCUGUCUGAACUCUCUGAAACUGGUCAAGGAGGCUGUGGGGCGUAUUGCUCACUUCUCUAACACAAAAACUGCUGUUUAAACAGUGCAGGUUAGAUUAGUUAACACAUGUACGCAGGAUGCAUAAACCUUUUUGGCCUAUGUAUCUGUGCAAACACACAAGCAAGGUUCAAGAACACUUAUAUCUCCUGCUUAAAGCAUUAAUCAUUUAUCAGAUCCAGCACAUACAAAAUAAUGGCGAUCUUAAGACUUAGUGGGGACCAUUUCCAAAUUCUUAGCGAUGAAAUCUAUUGAAGGCAUGCUCAUCAUUCGUAUUCAGGAGUAGGAUAAAAAAGCUUGAUUAUACUUCAGAUCGGUUUGCUUCUCAGUUUGUGCAUUUCUCAUAGUGUUUUACUUUGUUUUGUCCCAGUGCCUGUGUUUCUUAUUUAGGGAGAGGUAAACACUCAUCAGUCUAACUCGACCUUUCAAUCUGCUGGAAUGAGACCUCAGUAGAACACAGAUUUCCAUCAACAUGCCCUCGCUUGAUGUCUGCAACGUGCGGAACUCCGUUCUUUCUUUAUCUGUCCAUCUCUGGAUCCCACUUUUUCCUACUGUCAAUCACUUGUUAACUCUCUUUCCUCUCUCUCGCGACAUGUAUCUGUCUUCAAUUCGCUUCUAUCAGUUCUGUUUCUCUUUCUCCACAUCCCUCUCUAAAGAAUAAUAGAGUUACCAAGGUUUUGGAUCGGUGUUCUACUGUUUUAUUGACUUGGGCCGCCCACAUAAAAACAUGUUUUUGAAAGGUUAUAAAUCAAAUAUAUUAGCACAAGGAAUCUCUGUUGUGCAUAUAAAUGAGGGUAAAAAUAGCAAGCAAUAGAUUAACAAGAAGGGUUAAUUUCUUUCUUUUGGGCAGGAACAUUUUCUUUCUGCAGACUCAUGGACAGUGUAACAAGUACUGUCGUCAAGACAUGUCUGUCCAUCUCAGAGAAAGGAAAAAACGUUUAAAAUCCUUAGAGUGAGUCAUCAGGGUGUGACAGUAGAUGGCAGGUUUUCACACACAGACAAAUGGAACAAAAGAACAAAUUUAGAAAUAAUAAAUGUUCAACAAAAAAAAUCUGACACUUAACUUGAAUAUUUCCAUUCUCCUGUUUUAAUCUGGACUAUUCGAUCUGGACUAUUUAGUCUGUUAUGUUUGUUUUAGAGAAAUAUCCAGGGGGUCCCAGAUGUUGGUCUCGUGUUCAUUCCUUAAAAACUGGGUGGUAAAGUCCUGUUGAGAGCCAACCUCAGUUACAGCAGUUUUAGAAAGUGUGUGGCACAUGUGGAAGGAAACGCUGGGUUUGUAUGUACACCCACAGAGUAUUUUCGUUUUGCGCAUUUAUGCAUUCCUUUUCACUUAUUUUGAAAAUUUAUUAGGCGAUUAUAAAUGUAUCGUAUACUUUUCAGUUGCAUGCAGUGAUGUCUUCUGUGCUUUUUAAUGGCAGUUAUAUCUAAUGGUGCAUGUUCUGAUUAUUCACUACAUGUCAAAAUCAUCCCGUAUUGCCAUUGAUCUGAGGACUUCAGCUAAUUUUAGUUUGAUCACAUUUAUCUAUUUGUAUGUAAGUUAUUGCUAUUGAGCACUAAAUCCAAUGAAUACACAAAAACGCAUUUACGCAUACUGUUAUUUGCUGUAUGUAAAUAUUUGCUGAUAAUGGUCAUAAAUACAUUGUAAUGUUGACGUUUGACUCUGCACUAUAAUGCUGCACUUGAAAUCAUAAUAUUGUCUUUGAAUACC